Messenger RNA from Acanthopagrus latus (yellowfin seabream), 1680 nucleotides. It is a transcript of the gene ggt5b, whose product is annotated as gamma-glutamyltransferase 5b. The transcript is spliced from 12 exons. Gene Ontology annotation, cellular component: plasma membrane. Gene Ontology annotation, molecular function: glutathione gamma-glutamate hydrolase; leukotriene-C(4) hydrolase activity. The record is from RefSeq and is a predicted model, not a curated record. Gene Ontology annotation, biological process: leukotriene D4 biosynthetic process; glutathione catabolic process; inflammatory response. NCBI's taxonomy places the organism in Eukaryota, Metazoa, Chordata, Actinopteri, Spariformes, Sparidae. The coding region runs from base 1 to 1680 and encodes 559 amino acids.
AUGGCUAAAUACAGGCCGUGGGUGGUGUGCUGCUUCACCUUGGCCGGCGUGAUCUGCGCGGUCGCCAUCACCUGCCUGUGCAUCUCCUCGCUGGUGGACAGAGGGUGUCCCGGGGGCAGCUUCAGGCGCGCCGCCGUGUCUGCAGACUCCAAGCUCUGCUCCGACAUCGGCAGGAACAUGCUCCAGCAGGGGGGUUCAGCAGUAGAUGGCGCCAUUGCAGCUCUUCUGUGCACAGCGUUGGUCAACCCUCAGAGCAUGGGGAUUGGAGGAGGGUCCAUAAUCACCAUAAGAAAUAAAACAGGCAAUGUUAAAGUCUACAACUUCAGGGAAACGGUCCCAAAGUCGUUCAAAACGAACCUUUUAAAGGACUGUCCCACCACGUUCAGACUGAGCAUAGGUGCCCAGUGGAUCGGCGUUCCCGGUGAGCUCCGGGGCUACGAGGCAGUUCACAAGCAGUAUGGGAAGCUGCCUUGGGCCAAGCUGUUCGAGCCAACAAUUAAACUGGCGAGGGAGGGCAUCGAUAUGCCGCCAUAUCUGGCAAAACUUAUGAACAGCCCCAUUGGGAGAAUUCACGUGGAAAAUUCCUCUCUCUGUAAGCUUCUCUGCAACAAGAACAAAACGGUCCUGGGAACAGGAGACAUCCUGAAAUUUACUAAACUCGCAGAAAGUUUGGAAACAAUUGCAAAGCAAGGGGCAGACGCCUUCUACACGGGCAAGAUGGGACAAGACUUAAUCAAAGACAUUAAAGAUGCAGGUGGGACGUUGGAAUUGGAGGACCUGAAGUCAUUCCAGGUGCAGGUGGUUGAUGCAUGGAAAGUUUCUCUGGGCGACAUGAAGAUGCACAUCCCUCCACCGCCUGCCGGGGGCGCCCUGCUUGCCUUCAUUCUCGGACUGAUGAAAGGGUACCACUUGACUCGAAGCUCCCUGCAGGGACACCAGAAGGUUCAGAUGUACCAUCAUUAUAUAGAGGCAGCUAAAUUUGCUAAUGGACUAAAGAGAAGCAUCUCUGAUCCUGGUUUCAGUGACGGAAAGACCGCAGAUCAUUUGAUCGAUCCCUCCUUCAUUAAUCAAAUCAGGGAGAGGAUUUUUUCAAACCGCACCCAUGUCAACUCCUACUACAACAACGUUCGGCCCUCCUCCGAUCACAUGGGGACAACACAUGUGUCUGUCCUGGAUGAAGAGGGGCUGGCUGUCUCCGCCACCAGCACUAUAAACCAAUUAUUUGGAGGAGCCAUUUACUCCCCACAAACAGGAAUCAUCCUCAACAAUGAGCUGGCUGACUUCUGUGGGAGAGCAGACACAGUGAGGGCAGGUGAACAGCCUCCUUCCUCAAUGACUCCAGUAAUACUCGAGUCAAAGUCUGGAGGGCUCCUUGUGAUUGGUGGAUCCGGAGGAAGCAUGAUAACCUCAGCGGUAGCCUUGUCGUUAAUGAAUCGCCUGUGGCUUGGGAUGAGUCUGAAAGAAGCCAUCGCUGCGCCCAUAGUGUUUGUUGAUUCCAGGAACAAUGUGAAUUUUGAGCCCGGUUUUGACAAGUCUGUGAUAGAGGGCAUCAAAGCUCUUGGACACAGAGUUGGGGACUGGAAAUAUUUCCUCAAUGUCGUCAACGGCGUGGAAAAGGAGAAGGGAUGCAUCACGGCCAUAUCGGACGCCAGGAAGAUGGGGGUGGCAGCUGGAUACUGA